Owenia fusiformis is the source of this 4434-nucleotide messenger RNA. The record is from the annotation of a GenBank genome assembly. Lineage: Eukaryota; Metazoa; Annelida; Polychaeta; Sabellida; Oweniidae.
CAAAACUUUCUACAUAAAGUUAUCUAUACAUAUACAACAAUUACGAUACUACUUCCUAAAUCAUCAAAAGAAAGGACAUAAUUAAAAACAAUAUAAAUAGUUCUGUGUUUCGACUUUCAACAAAUUUGGAAAUGCACGAGGCUGACUUGUAGAUUCUUUGAAUAAUAUUUUGAGGAAAGUCGUUCACAAUGAAAUUUGGAUAUAUCAUUCUAGUCGUCGUUUUGAUAUCAACAGUAUUAUGUUUGGUGGAUUGUAAAAAGAGGCAUGGCAAAGAACACCGCCAUAAAGGGCAUAAAGGUAAACAUGGUAAAGGCAAAGGGAAGGGAAGAUCUAAAGGCAGAUAUGACAGUCGUGGCAUGGGAAAGGGGAGAUCUGCAAGCAGUCGAACCAGACAACAUGAACCUGAUAUCACGAACAGCCAGAGCUCAUGGGGUGGUUUUAGUGAUGAGAACCUAGAUAUCAACGUCGACCCGCCAAUAGAAGUGUUACGACACAUUGACAGCCUGGAUCCAGAUUUCACGGAGGAUUUACCGGUUGGAAGUGAGGGAGAUGUGAGAUUGGUUCCCACUUAUUACAAUUACGCUGGCUUGGGUCGUCUGGACGUAUAUAGGGACGGAAAGUGGGGAUUGGUGUCAAAUGAGAACUGGGGUACGAAGGAAAGUAACGUCGUCUGCAAGCAACUGGGAUAUAAUGGAUCCAGCUCCGGUCAUGUUCGACUUGCCAGUUGGUUCACUCUUCUCUUCCCGCCUUGGCAGUCUGUCCUUAGCAACGUGCGUUGUCUUGGCAACGAGAAUAGGUACCAAGACUGUCAAUAUACAACGGUAACUACACAGAGCCAGGUCAAAAAGGGAAAUGUUAAUCUACAAUGCGUUGAAAACAAAAGCCUUGGUUGCAAAAGAGGAUGGUAUCCCCGGUUUGGAAAAUGCUACUAUAUAUCUCAAAUGCGCCGCGAACCAUACAAUGUCGCGAAAGAGAUUUGUGAAGAAAAUGACGGUUACCUCGUGAAAAUAGGCAGCACUACAGAACAAAAGACAAUACUGAACAUACAUUCAAUGAGGGAUGGAAAUAGACGAAGUGUAAAAGGAACGUACUGUCAAAAACUGGAGAUACGAACAAAUGAUAGAACUGAUGGCCCGUAUAACAGUGAAUUCAUCCUUGACAGAUUUGCUACACAGAAAAACGACCGCCCAGUGUACGAACACACAAGCAAGAAGUAUGUGCUUUUCUAUAGUGACAACAACUAUUGGAUGAUUGGGAUCAACCUGACAUUACCCAAUGCCUACGCCUACACAAGGGAUAGAGGGCUCUUCCCAGAGAAGCUGGGGUACAAUUGGCAGGUUGUUAAAAAUGGAGUAUUUUUCCCCUCAAGAUUGAUAAUAACAUGUCUUCCAGAUGAGGAAAUCAAUGAGUUUUACAUUGACGGACGAAGGGAAUCUGAAUGCCGUGUGCUUAAGACCAAAAUUACGUCAAGAGAGGACUAUAUGUCAUACAAGACGGUUGAUUGCGAUGAACCCAAAGAAUUCAUAUGUGAGAGAGAUAUGAAGACUCCUGAAGAACCUCCCACCAAAAAGCCAGUGGAAGAAUGUUUAAGAGGUAAGGGACUGGGUUACAGUGGAACGCAAACCACUUCCGCAUCUGGCAAGCCCUGUCUUCCGUGGAGUGACAAUAGAAUAGUGAACCCAGAGCGAUUUCCAAACAAAGGUCUUGAUGGGCACAACUUCUGUCGGAACCCGGAUGAUGAUAUCUCUCCUUGGUGUUGGAUAUCAAGUUCAGCGUAUGAAUAUUGUAAUAUUUCUAAAUGUGACGAAGUGACAGGCACACACCACGACACCAAUAGUUGGGGAUCGUUCUGUACUCCUAAUGAUAAAAAUUCUAGAUGGGUGUAUAAGGACUGGAGGUGUGAUGGAGAAGUUGAUUGUGUUCGGGGAGAGGAUGAAAUGGGCUGCACCGAAAAAUACCUCAGAGAAUUCACACAAUUUCCUAACAAAACACUGGGCUACAUGUCUUUGCUGAAACAUCAUAACUUCUCAACUCCGAUGAAAACACUUCUGUGCGCAAGAAAGUGCGUUGAGAGAGAAGGGUUUGAGUUCGCCUGCAAAUCGUUCUUGCACGAUAAAACUACUGGGGCGUGUACUGUGAUGGGUGCCACUAUAUUUGAUGUUGGUAAACUCAUUGAUGGCGCGUUAUUCGACUACUUUGAAUUCUUUGACGAUGACAACAUUGAGGUGGAAGUAGAAUUUAAGAACGACAAGAUCGAGGUCCAUAUGUCAGGAGAGGAUGGGUUAAGAGGUAAUGUUUGUGGAGACGAUUGGACAAUUUACGAGGCUAACAUCUCGUGUAAACAAGCAGGAUACGAUUGGGCUACCGAUGCCCCAGUGUUUCCCGCACAGCAAUAUGAUGAUACAAUUCUAGCAGGGGUGGAUUGUGACGGGAGCGAGAUGAACCUUCAAGAAUGCCGCCAUAAGCCUUGGGGAGAACAAGAAUGCCUGAGCGAGACAGUGGCUGGUGCAAUUUGCUACAAAGCAACAGAAACCCCUGACACAACUGAGCCACCACGAAGAUCUACUGUUACCACCCGAAAAUCAACUGUUACCACCCGAAGAUCAACUGUUACCACCCCAAUACCUACUAAAACUACAACCCAACCGACAACAACAGAGAGGGCUGCUCCACUACAAUGUGGUAUACGACCAGCUAUAGCUGACAGGGCAGCAUUGAAAAGUAAAAGAGACAUAAAUUUAGCAGAUUUUGGUCAUGUAUUGAGAAUUGUGGGCGGAAAUAACGCCUUUUACGGUCACUAUCCGUGGCAGGUUGGUCUUCGUUACCUGAAACACAAGAACAGAGAAGUAAAGAGCACGCACUGGUGUGGGGGUACUAUACUGAACGAAUAUUGGAUCAUGUCCGUCGCACAUUGUGGGUGGGAUAGAAAUGGAAGAGAACUACAUGCGGAAAACAUCACUGUGCGAGUGGGAGAUCUAGUGAACACAUUCACAGACAGUGUGGAGAUAGAAUUUGAAGUUGACGCGUUCAUUAAACACCCAAACUACGAAGUCGUGAGUCACGAUUAUGACAUGGCAUUAAUAAAAAUCAAGCCCAAAUUUGGUAAAGGGAUAGUGUUCAACAAAUACGUCCAACCUGCAUGUCUACCAGCUGAGGAUAGUGUACCAGAUGAAGAUGAAUCCUGCCUGAUAUCUGGUUGGGGUCAAACAGGAGUCAAAUAUGCCACCCACCUCCAAGGCGCAGACGUGCCUCUCAUCAAUCAGACGCUGUGUAACAGUUUGUACGGGAACACGAUCACAGACAGGAUGAUGUGCGCAGGCUACCUGGAGGGAGGAACUGACAGUUGCAGCGGCGACUCUGGUGGCCCGCUCGUAUGUAAAGUUGAUGGUCGAUAUACGUUAUUUGGUGCGACAAGUUGGGGCUUUCUAUGUGCCCAGGAGAACUUUCCUGGGGUCUAUGCUAGGGUAACUGAAUUUCUGCCUUGGAUUAACAGCAUUUUAGUAAAUAUAUAGAAAAUAUUUACGAUGCGAGGAUACAUUAGUAUGAAGAUGCUGCACAAUGACUCCCGAGAACAAUUCGUUCAGUUCUGUUGUGCCUUCUCUUUUGCAAAAUUUUUGAAUUUCCUGGGUGGGAUUUAGCGUUGCUUCAUCACUCUUAAUGUCAUAAAAGUAAAAUAGCUUGACAAUUAGCAAAGAAUGGACAUUUGUAUUUUACAUGUACUUGAAUAAUGCAAAUAUAAAACAUUGUUUCUCGCAUAUGAACCUGUAUUUUUUCCUGGAUAUUGAAUUGGGCGAGUAUGCUUAGAGCAAUAAUGCAACGCACACAUUUACAAAGACCUUGAAAAUGAAAAGAUUAAUCUUUUGAAAAAGUUUCAUUUUACCAUGGGAACGAAUAAGGGGACUCAUUCUUAGAAGUGGUUUACUUUCAAAUAUUCCUGCAUGUGACCAGUUGGUGACGGAUUAUCUUCAAUAUGCCCUGUCUUAUAUUGUUCCUAACUGUAAUUAAUACUGUUAUACAAUUAUUUUCCAUUCACCAUUUAAACAUACUAGAAAAACAAUAGAAUAUUACGGUUUUCAAAUUUUAUUGAUCAAAUGAUAAUACCACUCUAUGAAUUACAUCAGAUCUGUAACAAAAACCAAACUUAGUAACAGUAAUAAAUUUGACCAUUUAGCACCAGAAUAACAUUUUCCUAUUUAGUCGUUACAUGUUAUUUAAAAAUGAUUUAAAAGGAAUUGCAAUUUGCGGGAGAACAAAUUAGGUAAACCGUAACUUUGAUUAAACCAAUAUAUUUGCACAAGCAAUAACAAUGGUAAAUUCUAUGCUGUGUAAAAUAUACAUAAUCCAUACUGGACUGAAACUGAUGAGCUAUUCAUGGUCAAUGUGGUGAGACUCUUCCUAAUCUUUACUUUUACAAGGAAUGGACGCAUUGAUCAA